This is a messenger RNA of Heterotrigona itama, 2510 nucleotides long. Lineage: Eukaryota; Metazoa; Arthropoda; Insecta; Hymenoptera; Apidae. The record is from the annotation of a GenBank genome assembly.
CUCGGUUCUGCUCGGCUUGCUCGCCAGGCUCGAGACUCGGACCUCUCCGAAGGCGCACGAAGAGAUGGGACGAGGGUGGGGUAGCACGGGAGAGCACAAGAGUACAAGAGCAAGUGAAGGGAGAAGCUCUCUGUCUGCCGAGAGUCAGACUCGAUAACUAAGAGAAGCGUCAGUAGUCAGAGUCGACCCGAGUGCACGAUCAGACCGAGCGAGCACUAUGACCGAACAGCGACCGCGGCCUAUCGUCACCUUGCUCAUCAGCCUGCUGACUUCUCUCGCUUCCGGUGAAGCAGCUACGCUGUUGGGCGCGCCACCCUGUCCAGACCCCCAUGGCGUCCACGCGUACGCUCACCCCGAGAACUGCAACGCCUUCUUCCUCUGUACGAACGGCACCCUGACCCUCGAGUACUGCGAGAAUGGAUUACUCUUCGACGGCCACGGGGCCGUACACGAUCAUUGCAACUAUCACUGGGCCGUCAACUGCGGGGAUCGCAAGGCUGACCUCACACCGAUCAGCAGCCCUGGCUGCGAGUACCAAUUUGGCCUCUAUCCAGCCAGCGACGCUUGCAGCACCACUUACAUCAAAUGCAUCCACGGACACCCGCAGGAGGAGCACUGCGACGCGGGAUUAGCUUACGACGCGAAGAGUCACAACUGCGUCUGGCCAGAUCAACUGUUACCCUACUGCAACCCGGAGGAGAUCGUCGGCUUCAAGUGCCCUCACAAAGUACCCUCUCACAGCGCGGCUGCCAAAUACUGGCCCUAUCCGAGAUUCCCUGUGCCCGGAGAUUGUGGCAGACUAAUCACCUGCGUCGAUGGCAAUCCACGUUUGCUCACAUGCGGCGACGGGAAACUCUUCGAUUCCACGAGUCUCAGCUGUUUGGAUCCAGAGGAAUUGCCUCAUUGUGCCAAUGGUCUUUAAAUUACGUGGAAACGUAAAAUUGCCUGUCAAACGUUUCAAAAUCUGUCUACGCCGCUCAUCAGAGCUCAUCACACCCUCCUCGAUCGACAAAACGAAAAAGCCUGCUUGCUUACCGAGGAAAUCACGUUGGAUGCCUAGUUGAAUUACUUACAUUACUUUGAAUUCACAAGAGAUGUGUCUCGAAGGGAUAUAUAAUUGCAAUAACGGCGACAUGUACAACGAAUAAUCGGAAUAAAGUGUCACGGCAUGCGUACAAAAAAUAUACAACGUAUACUUUAUUUCAACGAGUCUACAUUCGUACAAGUGUGAACUGUUUUCGAUACAUAUGUAGAUUGCUUAUAGAAUUCGGAGAGGAAGGGGAAGGAGAAUGUGAGAAUGUCCAAGAGGCAAUAUUUACAUUUCUUUGACUGUAAGAAUGAGAGAGAGAGAACGAAUGGGUUCACCGUCACCAAAAGUGGUGAACGAGAUAUAAAAGUGAAACAUCUAGAUCACUUCAGAUGAUCCGGAAGUGGCGGUACUUUCUAAGCUGUGAGUACGCAUAAAGGAGUAUGUUUAACAACACUGCUCGCCCCCCGUGCGAUCUGUUGUACCCUCGAGAGCCACGAUACCGAUUAUAUAAUACGUAAAUAUCGGUAAACCACGUUACCUAGCUACGACUCAGACUUCCUCGAGUUUUCCACACCGAGUCGCGUUUCCCACGAUGUUAUAGUAAUUUUCCAUUCUAACCGAGGUACCUAGGCUGCAUUCUUACGUGCACAAUGUUCUUUACGAGCAUGGAGAAUCGCGAGGAGGCUACGUUUGCGAUUCAUCGAGAAGCAAGAAAUUGGAUGAUCUAAUUUCUGGGACGAGCUCGAAGUGAGAUGGGCAGCGCGCCGGCUGGCAGCGGCGGGACACCCGGCGGAAGGUUCUCCUCCUCUGGUUCCUGCUCGUUCCGUCCCUCGGGCAGGUCACCCUCGAGGCUUGGCGGCGUCGUCGGCACGUCGCAGUCCUCGGUCGGCGGGACCACGCACCUCAACGACCUCCGAUCGAACACCAGCAUCGCUGGACAUCUCUGCAGCCGUGGAUAGCCGCCUUGACACUGCCAGUAACGGUUGCACGACUUGCCCAGGGGCACGUUCCCGUUUGCGUCGUCGUUGCACAGAGGAUGCUUUUGACAGCCUUCGACGUUCUCUGGCCAGUCGCAGGACCUGGCCCUCUCGUUGUACAAAAGACCACCGAUGCACAAUUGUUCGGUGGCGGUGCCGUUCCAGCAGGUCCAGUACCGUGUGCAGGACGUCUCGUGGCCGAAAAUGCCAUAAAGCCAGUCGCAGUGCUCAGCCGGAAUCGGUGGAUUCGCCUGGCGUUUCCCGUCGCAGUAGUUCGCUCUCCAUGGAUAAUCGCAGCCCUCGGUCACGCCACGAUGCUUCCCAGCGAAAACAAGACCGUUCGGGCAGUCGAACAACUCGGGACGACCGUUCACGCACUCCCAAUAGCGAUCGCAGUACUCUAUGUCGCCCACCACUCUGGAUUUCGUUUGACACGGAUCUUCCUGCUGCUGCUUCUGGCCGUGCGAUCCUGUUAACAGGGGCGAAUGCAUGUGAAUUGUGAA